Messenger RNA from Colletotrichum navitas, 882 nucleotides. RefSeq lists its product as uncharacterized. The record is from RefSeq and is a predicted model, not a curated record. Bases 162 to 704 code for a protein of 180 amino acids. Lineage: Eukaryota; Fungi; Ascomycota; Sordariomycetes; Glomerellales; Glomerellaceae. The transcript has a single exon.
GGGUGACCCGGCCAAGUUUCAACGCCCAAUAAAGACACCGCCGGACCCAUUGCCGACUCGAUUCAAUUCGACACCCACGCCGCAUCUUGGGAUUCGAUCAACGCCUCCGGUUCGUUCCACCUUGACGUCCAUGGCCAGAGCAGAGCCAAAGCGGUCAGGCGAUGUGUGCGGGCUCAAUGGGGCGUCCGAUUGUGGCUUACGUAGUAAUACCGGAUGGCAGCAUGGGGCACUGGGGCGGCACAAGAACCAAAUUCCUCCUCCGCGAUCAAAUCCCCAUGGUGGCCUCUGACUGGUUAACGGUCUCAAGAACGAAGAACGACGGUCAAGGGUGCAAAACGCAUGUGCCAAGGCCCCCCCCUCGUUACUUUUAUCCCGCUCUUUCUCCAUUGCUGGGGUUGCUGGGCCUCAAAACGCCCGCGCACCCCCAGGCGGCAGGCCCAGAGAGACGAGAGCCCCUCCUCCAAGCCUCAAAUAUACCCCUCCCAUUCUCCCCAUAUCAAAUCAAUCGGCCAGAUGGCCGAUGGUGCUCGGGUCAGAUCUGCUUACUUUUCUCUCUCUUUCGCUUCCUCCUAGCCUUUAGAGAGAGAAAGCCCUGGGUGCCGAGUUCUGGGACCACGGCUGGUCAGGUUAAGCCCUCGAGUGCACGCGUAGGUGAAGGAUCAAGUACCUCGCGUUAUAGGAGGCGUUCCGAGGGGUACGGGUAGUGUUGUCGAUAUGCGUCUGUUUGGCUUUUUCCGCCCUGUUUUGGGACGGCUCAGUACCCUCCCCCUCCCUGGGCACCGCAUACAUCGUACAUAGUAUGGUCUCCAAAUGAUAAUUGGCAGCAUGCAAACGCGUAUGGGAUGGGACGGGGUCAGUACCUUAUUUCUCCCAUGUUUCCCG